AUGGCCCUGUUCAUGGACUCAGACCUCUCUGUGCUGAAGCAGAACCAGAACAGAGACCUGAUGGAUUUCAAGGCGUUAUUUGAAGAAGAACCGGACCGCUGCAAAGAAGCCCGGAGUGAGAGGGCGGUGUCGUCCCCGGAUCCGGACAGAGCCGCCGCCGUCAACCCCGGUGUGAUGGAGGGCCAGAGGAAGAGGAAGAGGACCAUCUUCAGCCGGGCCCAGCUGUCAGAGCUGGAGCAGGCCUUUGCUGUGACCCCCUACCCGGACAUCACCCUGAGGGAGAGGCUGGCCGCCCACACACACCUGCCUGAGAGCAAGAUACAGGUGUGGUUCCAGAACAGAAGAGCCAGAAGUAUCAAGACUGUGAGGCUCCCCAAGUCCACCAAGACCCCCCUCGGAGGUAGAGGCGUGGUUGACCCCUCCUCUGGUCCUGUGACCUCCACUUACCUUACCUCCACCACCCUGGCGGACAUUUUCAGACCGGAGCAGAACCACUCCUGCGAGGACGUCCCGCAGAUCUACUCCGACUGGAUCCAAAUCUACGGAAACCCCGUUUCAUCGCCGCCUUCUUCUUCAUCCCUCCAGGGCUCCUCAAAACCCUCGGAGCCUCGUCUUUGGGAGGAGGAGCACCACCACCAGCACCAGCACCACCACCAGCACCUCCAGCAGCGGCAGCACCUUGGACCAGCGCUUACCGGGUUCCUCCCUGGUUCUUACCCUCAGGCUCACCACUCAUCCUCCACCCGUUCCUACCAGACCUUCAGGAACUUUAAACCCCAGACCGCGGCUUCUUCUGGGGCCCAUCAGGCCGUGUACGGUGGUGCCGGCGGCGCUGCAGGUGGAGGUCACGCCUCUGUAGACCAGGUGGUUCCUUCACACCCUCAGCCGGUGUACUGGGAGGUAGCUCAGGGCCAGGGACACCAUCACCACCACCAUCACCCGCAAAUGGGACCGCAGACCUCCAUGGGCUACAUCUCAGACCUGAUCUACAACGCCGCCAUCGUCACCAACUUCCUGGAGUUUUGA
Molecule: messenger RNA, 1026 nt
Organism: Anoplopoma fimbria (sablefish)
Lineage: Eukaryota; Metazoa; Chordata; Actinopteri; Perciformes; Anoplopomatidae
Gene: sebox
Product: SEBOX homeobox
Exons: 3
Coding region: 1-1026 (341 amino acids)
Molecular function (GO): DNA binding
Source: RefSeq, a predicted model, not a curated record